Molecule: messenger RNA, 2547 nt
Organism: Sardina pilchardus (European sardine)
Lineage: Eukaryota; Metazoa; Chordata; Actinopteri; Clupeiformes; Clupeidae
Gene: cdhr1a
Product: cadherin-related family member 1a
Exons: 17
Coding region: 1-2547 (848 amino acids)
Biological process (GO): homophilic cell-cell adhesion
Cellular component (GO): plasma membrane
Molecular function (GO): calcium ion binding
Source: RefSeq, a predicted model, not a curated record
AUGGUAUAUGCGCAAACAGAUUAUGCUCCAUACUUCUUUGAUAAUGGGCCCAAUAGUAACAGUGGUAAUCUGGCACUAUUCAGUCUCUCAGAAGACACACCAGUUGGAACACAAAUAUAUAUUUUAAAUGGAACAGACCCAGAAGGCCAACCAGUUAGCUAUGGACUGACCUUUGAACCAGGAUCCAAAGAAUAUUUUAGAGUGGAUUCCAAAUCUGGAACAGUUACUCUUAUCGCGGAGAUUGACAGAGAGGUGCAAGAUGAGAUUGAAGUAUUUGUCAGUAUAACAGAUGGCCGUAAUAAAGUAACUGAGAAGGUACAGGUGUUUGUGAUGGAUGUUAAUGAUGAGAGACCACAGUUCCACAACAUGCCUGCAAUUGUGGAUGUUUUAGAGAGUACUGCGUCUGGCAGCAGUAUCUUCCAAGUGGAGGCUAUAGAUAAGGACACGGGUUCAGGUGGUUCCCUCACCUACUUUAUCCAGAGCUACGAAACGAAUGGAAAGUUUGGAAUAGACCGGCACAGCGGAGUGCUCCGCAUCAAGCAGGGAGAGAAUCUGGACUUUGAGAAGUCCACAACACAUUUCGUCACCGUGGUAGUAAAGGACGGAGGUGGACAUUAUAAAGGAAAGCCCCAAAUCCAGUCGGCAUCGGCUACUUUGACCAUCAAUGUGGUUGACACUCAGGAUACACCUCCUAUCUUCAUCGGCAUCCCAUAUUUUGGAUAUGUUUAUGAAGUGUCAUCACCAGGCUCCGAAAUAUUCACAGUUUUUGCUAAAGAUGGAGAUGUAGGGAAUCCAAAUCCUAUCAAUUAUUUGAUUCAUUCUGGUGCAGAUGGGGCCUUCGUCAUCAAUAAGACGAGUGGCUGCAUUACCCUGCGGGCUUACCCUGCCCAUCUAAAGAAGGAAAUGUUUCAUAUUAAAGUAAAGGCUUCAGAGGUGGGACCAGAUGGAAACUUAAUGGACUAUGCCAUCACCACAGUGACCAUACGAGUAGUGGACCUGAACAACCACCCUCCCACCUUUUACGGAGAAAACGGACCUCAGAACAUGUUUGAGCUCACAAUGUACGAGCACCCCCCAGAGGGAGAAAUUCUGAGAGGACUGAAGAUCUCCGUCAAUGACUCUGAUCAGGGAGCUAAUGCAAAGUUUAACCUGAGGCUAGUUGGGCCUGGUCGGAUAUUACGAGUUGUCCCUCAGACUGUGCUCAACGAGGCUCAGGUCACCAUCUUAGUGGAAGAUUCUACAGCCAUAGACUACGAGAAAUCACAGUUUCUUACAUUCAAGUUGCUUGCAGUGGAGAUUGACACACCGGAAAGAUUCAGCGCAACGGCAGACGUAGUGAUUCACCUACUGGACACCAAUGACAAUGCCCCUAAAUUCUCUUCAGAGUACUAUAUUUCUCGAAUUCCUGAAAACUCCCCAGGAGGAUCCAAUGUUGUCACAGUUACAGCUACAGAUCCAGAUUCAGGACUGUGGGGUGAAGUCAAGUAUUCCAUAUAUGGCGCUGGAUCAGACUUGUUCCUAAUUCAGUCACAGUCAGGAAUCAUUUAUACUCAACCUUGGGCUAGCCUGGAUGCUGAGGUCAAGUCCAAGUAUAACUUCUAUGUAAAAGCUGAGGACACAGAAGGAAAGUACGGUUUGGCUGAGGUCUUCGUAACAAUUCUUGACCUCAAUGACCACUCACCUGAAUUCAACAACAACUUCUUGGAGACAACCAUGAUCAUUGGAGCACCAGUCAAAAUAGAGGCGGUUGAUGAAGAUGCUGAAGAGCCCAAUAACGUCAUUGAGUACUCCAUCAUGAAAACUGAGCCAGACAACAUCUUUGACAUCAAUUCUGACACGGGCGAGAUCAUGCUGAAGCCUUACAUCAAGUCCAUGGACAUUGUUCAAAACAUAACCAACCAGAAAGAAUGCACAUGGUCUGUGGUGGUCCAGGCAAGAGACAGAGGAUCGCCCUCGUUCAGCACCACCACCGUGGUGAAGAUUGACAUCACCGAGGCGACUCAACUCAGUGGACCAUUCGCGUCCUUUUUAAUGCAAAGUAGGGACAAUCCCAUAAAAAUCCUGGGCAUGAUUACCUGUGUCAUUUGUAGUAUGCUCGUUGCCACAGUCUUGGUGUCCACGGUCACGUUUGUGCGCAACAAAAAGUCCAACAAGAUCUUGCCCAGCCGCCGCAUCAUCAGGAGGAGACCAAAGCACAGGCAGUGGGGAUUUAAAGGGCCAGGAAACCAAGGAAGGAAUUUUGAAGUGAAAGAGGAGCCUGAAAAUGGAGACAACGUUAACUAUAACAACAACGUCAACACAGUCUGUCACCACCACCACCACCACCCACCCCCUCCUAUGCCGCCCCCAGACCUCCCUCCACCACCACCCCCAUGCUUCUCUCGCUCAGGCGAGCGGCAGUGGGCCGGUCCCCCCGUGAGCUACAGCACCGUGGUUCUAAAGCCCACCAAAAGGCCCGUUAAGACCAAAGAGAACCACGUGAACUCGGCGCUGGUCUCUGAGCUGAAGAUGCGAUUUGAACAGAGAAGGAUGGCCAGCCAAUACUGA